CCCCGUCCCCCCCGCCGCCGCCGCUUCCACCGGGAUUUAACCGGGGCUUGGAUGCUUUCACCUCCCGCUUCCACUUCGGGAGGGCAUGUGCGCGGGGGAAGCGGGCCGCCCCCAGCGGAGCCCCCCCGCGCCCUGACUCCACGCUGAGGGGCUCGGCCGCCAGCCCCGUCCCGCCGCCGGCCCCGGAGGACGGGGAGCGCCCGCCCGCCCCGGCCCCCCCUGGCCGGUGGGUACCGGGCGGGGGGCGGCGGGUACCGGCAACUUGUGUUUAGCGUCCGGCGGUACCGCCCGGGGGGAGCCCCCCCUCUACCCGACGAGAUUUGGGUUUAAACUUUGGGUUUUGGGGAGCCCCGAAGAUGCCUUUCCACCCGGUGACGGCGGCGUUGAUGUACCGGGGGAUCUACACCGUCCCCAACAUCCUCGCAGAGCAGCGCCCCGUGGAGAUCCCGGAGGAUGAGCUGGAGGAGAUCCGGGAAGCCUUCAAGGUGUUCGACCGCGAUGGCAACGGGUUCAUCUCCAAGCAGGAGCUGGGCACGGCCAUGCGCUCCCUGGGGUACAUGCCCAACGAGGUGGAGCUGGAGGUCAUCAUCCAGCGCCUCGACAUGGACGGUGACGGGCAGGUGGACUUUGAGGAGUUCGUGACAUUACUGGGGCCCAAGCUCUCCACCUCGGGCAUCCCGGAGAAGUUCCACGGCACCGACUUCGACACUGUCUUCUGGAAGUGUGACAUGCAGAAGCUGACGGUGGACGAGCUGAAGCGGCUGCUGUACGACACCUUCUGCGAGCACCUGUCCAUGAAGGACAUCGAGAACAUCAUCAUGACGGAGGAGGAGAGCCACAUGGGCACGGCCGAGGAGUGUCCCGUCGACGUGGAGACCUGCUCCAGCCAGCAGAUCCGCCAGACCUGCGUGCGGAAGAGCCUCAUCUGCGCCUUCGCCAUCGCCUUCAUCAUCAGCGUGAUGCUCAUCGCCGCCAACCAGGUGCUGCGCAGCGGGAUGAAGUAACGGGGUGCCCCCGCCGCCGGGGACCCGCAGUGCCAGCGAGGAGGAGACACCUAUAAAUAUCUAUAAAUAUCUCAAUGUACAUCCAUGUGUGGCCCAGAGACGUGACCCCCCCCGGGGAGGGGGGCAGCCGAGGGGACAGAGCCGCGCCGGGGCCCCGCCGUGCCGGGCGCUGCGGUCGCUGCUGUUCGCAAGGAGACUUUGGUACCGACACCGACCCCCCCUCGCCAGACAAAAACCGACCCGUGAGUGCAUGUGACGUGCAUGGAGCCCCGUGAGCCCCUCCCGCGGCGGAUCCCGUCGGAUUCUCCGAUCUAGCGUUAGAGCUCAUAUUUAGGAUAAACCAAAUCAUCCCCUAAGCAAUACACGCGCCUGAGAUGGUUCCUAGAGCCGGGAGCGUUUGCAUGGACUUGGCUGCCAAGGGCUGGAUUCCACCCUCCCCCCAAAGCCCCUCCCUGUCCCCCGGCCCCGUGCCGUGCCUCGGUUUCCCCACCUGCCCGGUGCGGGGACGUUCCUGACCUCCUGCUUGAUGCACUUUGAGCCGACCCCCCUUGGGAAGAGCCGGAGCGACCCCGAGGCCGGGGAGCCCCGCACGCCCCGGAACCCCCCAGCCUGUAUGUAGCACCCACCUGGGCACGGACUGGUUCGGAUUUGGGGCCGUUUCUCAUUCUUUGGAGUUUUUGGGGGUUUUGGGGUGGUGGUUUUGUUUUUGGUUUUGUUUUUUUGUUUUUUUGGUUUUUUUUGUUCUUCCUGGUUGGUUGUUUCCGAUCUGAAAUAAAACUGGUAUUUCUGAAGCGCUCUGGG
Parus major (Great Tit) is the source of this 1805-nucleotide messenger RNA. It is a transcript of the gene CABP7, whose product is annotated as calcium binding protein 7. The record is from RefSeq and is a predicted model, not a curated record. The coding region runs from base 357 to 1004 and encodes 215 amino acids. Lineage: Eukaryota; Metazoa; Chordata; Aves; Passeriformes; Paridae. Gene Ontology annotation, molecular function: calcium ion binding. The transcript has 5 exons.